AUAACUCUUACCCAGCCUCUGGCCUUGCAGCCUUGAGCUCAUUUCUAUUAAAAAGCUAAUGAGUUAUUUGGGGGAGGGACGAGUCUCGGUGUGCUGGCUUUCCUGAAUGACAGGGGCGAUUGCUAAACUUGGACUGGAGGCGUCCAGAACCUCCUGUCAGCUGUUGCGCACAUUCCGGUUAAGGCGCAUAAUCCAGAACCGCCGCCUUGGGGAAGCCCACUAUAUAAAAGCCGACAAACUGCAGCUGGUGUUUUCAGAAAACGCUUUGAGUGCAAAAGAAAAGCACCACUGGACUUUAAGUAGCACAUGUAAAUAAACCGGUAGAAUAGGAGAAGUGAAUGUUUAUACUGAACAUUUCUGGAAAAGCAAGGUGGUAUUCAACAGUUUGUGAUCUCAACUGAAAACCUUAUUUGAUGUAAUAUUUCGUUAAGGUUGUGGUAGUGUAGAAAAAGCAAAGAAAACAAAAGUAGUUACGUUUGCCCUUCAUUGUCCAGGCGAAUUACACAAUGGCGGACGGAGAGUUCUACCCCUUGGGCAACAGGCAGAGGAUCUCGCGGGACCCGUUUAGAGAUCAGUCACUCGCUUCUCGGUUUAUGGAUGACGACUUUGGAAUGGCACCUUUUUCCGAAGACCUGUCAAUGGACUGGCCAGGCUGGGCACGACCCAGGCUAAGCACCCGAUUGGGCUCCCCCUGGACCGGCUCCUUGCGGUCGGGGUUCCCUCGCUCGUCCAGGAGUGGUAGCCCCGGUCCUUCGUUCAGCUCGAUGUACAGCGAGCCCCGUGGUUCGCCCGUCUCUGUCCCGGGAGAGCCAUGGAAAGUUUGCGUGAAUGUGCACAGCUUCAAACCAGAAGAGAUUAACGUUAAAACUAAAGACGGAUUUGUAGAAGUUUCCGGAAAACACGAGGAAAAGCAAGAAGAGGGGAGCAUCGUGACAAAAAACUUCACCAAGAAGAUCCAAAUACCGUCAGAUGUUGACCCCGUCAGCGUCUUCGCCUCCUUGUCUCCUGAGGGGGUCCUCAUAAUCGAGGCGCACCAGACGCCCCCUUACUACCUUUUCAGCAGCGAGCCACCCAAAGAGAAGGAAGCGCCGGAGCUCCAAACUCAGGAAGCCCCCUUGGCUUAGGAAGCGUUGGCCUUGAUGAUGGGACACAAGCACGCGACAGCCCCUCCAACCCCUCCUCCCCUCCCACCCCAAAACUUCUGUGACAUUUAAGAACGUCCUCCUGGUUAGAUGAACA
Anguilla rostrata (American eel) is the source of this 1239-nucleotide messenger RNA. RefSeq names its product heat shock protein b8 (gene hspb8). Gene Ontology annotation, cellular component: cytoplasm; protein folding chaperone complex; nucleus. Lineage: Eukaryota; Metazoa; Chordata; Actinopteri; Anguilliformes; Anguillidae. Gene Ontology annotation, biological process: cellular response to unfolded protein. Gene Ontology annotation, molecular function: protein homodimerization activity. The record is from RefSeq and is a predicted model, not a curated record. Bases 507 to 1124 code for a protein of 205 amino acids. The transcript has 3 exons.